Molecule: messenger RNA, 3053 nt
Organism: Cyprinus carpio (common carp)
Lineage: Eukaryota; Metazoa; Chordata; Actinopteri; Cypriniformes; Cyprinidae
Product: choline transporter-like protein 2
Biological process (GO): choline transport; transmembrane transport
Cellular component (GO): membrane
Molecular function (GO): choline transmembrane transporter activity
Source: RefSeq, a predicted model, not a curated record
AGUUACACCCCUUUCAAGUUACACCCCUCUCUUGCAGUCUGCAGGCGUACACGCUUGGAUGAAUCAGUUUGUUGUGGACUGAAAUGCACAUGAUCACUAGAGUAUAGUUCACCACAGGUGGUAAAUAAACGCUAAGCUGAAAUGGAUAUGGAAGAGAAGCCAAAAUACGGAGAGCCCAAAAAAUUUGACCCCGACUUCAAAGGGCCCAUCCACAACAGAGGAUGCACAGACAUUAUUUGCUGUAUCUUCUUCAUCGUGGCCAUAGUGGGCUACGUUGCGGUGGGAAUACUGGCCUGGACUCACGGUGACCCGAGGAAGGUGAUCUACCCCACAGACAGCCUGGGACAGUACUGUGGCCAGGGAAAACUGGAGAAGAAGCCCUUGUUGUUCUACUUUAACAUGAUGAAGUGUGCCAGUCCCAUGGUCCUCCUGGAGUUCCAGUGUCCCACGCCUCAGGUGUGUGUAGAAAAAUGUCCUGAUCGCACUUUGACUCUGGUAACCGCCAUUGCAAAACCAGAAGACUGGAAAUAUUACAAAAGCUAUUGCAGAGAAGACCCAGGGAAUAAGCCAAUGACGGAAAUUUUGCAAAAAAAACUGUGUCCUGCAUAUCUGAUUUCCAGCAAACCAUUUUUGCAGCGAUGUUUUCCAUCUCUAGGCAAGAAGGGUGAAGUCAUCACAGUGGGCGAUCAAGAUAAAUUUAAUGAUGGAGAAAAAAUCAGAGACGCUAAAGAUCUGGUGGCUGGAAUGAAGAAUGCAACAGUAGUCAUGGAGGGUCGUCAAGUUGCAAUGAAGAUCUUUGAGGAUUACACAAAGUCUUGGUACUGGAUCCUAAUUUGUUUGUUGAUCGCUGUGGUGCUGAGUCUGAUCUUCAUCGUUCUUCUGCGUUAUCUGGCUGGAAUCAUGGUCUGGGUCAUGAUCUUGAUGGUCAUCGCUGUCGUUGCCUGUGGUAUUGCUUACAGCAGCAUAAAGUAUGUCAAUCUGAAGGACACGGCUGGUUCUAAUAUCACCCUGCAGCAGCUGGGCUUCCAGCCCGAUUUCUCUGUGUACCUGCACAUCAGACAGACCUGGCUGGCCUUCAUCAUCAUCUUGGCUAUUUUGGAGGUCAUCAUCAUCAUAAUCCUCAUCUUCCUCAGGAACCGAAUCCGGAUCGCUGUUGAGCUCAUGAAGGAGGCCAGCAGGGCUGUCGGUUAUGUGAUGUCUUCACUGUUCUACCCUAUUUUUACCUUCUUCCUCCUGACCAUAGUCAUUGCGUACUGGGGCAUCACUGCAGUUUUCCUCUCUACAUCCAGUGAACCUGUUUAUAAGGUUUUCAACGAAACCGAUUGUCCACAUGGAAGACAGACCUGUGAACCUGAGAACUUCACUAUUUCUGCUAUGAAGACAGACUGUCCGCGGUCUGAGUGUCUGUUUGCUUUCUAUGGUGGGGAAACGCCAUAUCACAAAUACCUGAUCUUCUUUCAAUUCUACAACGUCUUCCUGUUCUUCUGGUGUGCAAACUUUGUCACUGCUCUGGGUCAGAUGACUCUGGCAGGGGCAUUUGCAUCCUACUACUGGGCUCCUAAUAAACCCAAUGACAUGCCUGCAUACCCGCUGUGUGCCUCUCUGGGCAGAUCCCUCAGAUAUCACACAGGCUCUCUGGCGUUUGGUUCUCUCAUCCUUGCCAUCGUCCAGAUUAUCAGGGUUCUGCUGGAGUAUAUUGACCACAAACUCAAGGGAGCAGAGAAUAAAUUUGCCAAGUUCUUGUUGUGCUGUUUGAAAUGCUGCUUCUGGUGCCUGGAGAAGUUCAUCAAGUUUAUAAACAGGAACGCCUAUAUUAUGGUUGCCAUAUACGGUAAAAACUUCUGCCGAUCAGCACGUGAUGCCUUCUUCCUCCUCAUGAGAAACGUAAUCAGGGUGGUAGUCCUGGAUAAGGUCACAGAUUUCAUCUUAUUCCUUGGAAAACUCCUUAUCGUGGGGCUUGUGGGGAUCUUCGCUUUCUUCUUCUUCUCAGGACAAACAGAUGCGUUCAAGGACGCUGCACCCAGUCUCCAUUACUACUGGGUUCCUAUUUUGACUGUGUUGGUGGGCUCCUACCUCAUUGCUCAUGGGUUUUUCAGCGUUUAUGCCAUGUGUGUGGACACACUCUUCCUCUGCUUCUGUGAAGACCUUGAGCGCAAUGACGGCUCUGCAGCGCGGCCGUAUCACAUGACCACAGAGCUGCGCUACAUCCUGAUGAAGGACGCGGAUGCGGCUCAGACCCCUACUUCACGUGACGAGACGAUGCAGCUGACGCCUCCCGACAAAACAAUGGAAAACUGAUGGAAAUUUUGGAGGACCUGGAGAGGAACGACGGCAGCCCAGAACGACCCUUUCUGAUGUCUGAGAACCUUCGCAAUGUUUUGAGGAAGAAGAACCAGGCCAACUAGUCCUCUCUGAUGGUCGGUCAGGGUUAUAUAUGUGCCUCAGCAGUGCUUGAGAUAGAGGUGCCUGAAGUCAUUUUCAUAUUUAUCAUGCCUUAGAGAACCAGACAAUCAUGUUAAUCGUGAAAUGCAUCACAGUGAUUGACCUCAGUAUCAUAUGUUACAGUUUAAAAUGUGGAAACUUUUCUUUAGAAUGAGGUCAAAUUACACCUCUGCUUUUACCCCCCCAGAGGUUUUAGGUUUAUUAUUUAAAUGUCCAGAAAGCUUUUGCAAUUACUGCCAAAUGUUUUAAUUAACACUUUAAAGAAUAACUGAAGCCUUUUGGUCUAGAUAUUUUACUUUGAGUUUUGCUUUUUUCCCGGUAGUCUUUAUAUUUAUGGUUUUUAUAUAAAAACACAGUGCAGUGUAGUCCAUUAGUAGGACAGGAUUUUAGAGAAAUGUUUUCUUUGUCAAAAUGUGUGCGGAAUCGAUCGUAGAAACAAUGUUUAGAUGUUUUACUUUGAUUAUCCGUUCAUUUCCAGUUCAUGGCCCUGUGUACAUUAUGAUAAGAAGUGCCUGCAUGUAGGUAAAGCGGUUUAAGACUUUAUCCGUGUUCUUGACUGUUCAGUGUUUUGUUAUACGUUGGUACACCUCAAUAAAGGAUUUUCUACUAUA